This is a messenger RNA of Cotesia glomerata, 451 nucleotides long. RefSeq lists its product as uncharacterized. Bases 36 to 449 code for a protein of 137 amino acids. The record is from RefSeq and is a predicted model, not a curated record. NCBI's taxonomy places the organism in Eukaryota, Metazoa, Arthropoda, Insecta, Hymenoptera, Braconidae. The transcript has 2 exons.
AUCAUUGGAAAUUUCCUGACUUAGAUGACACUUCAAUGUUAUGUGUGCGUUGUCGAUUCCGUGUCAAAGAAUAUAUUCCGCCGGCAUCAGAGGAAGAGGAAAUUAUUUCACGUCAAAUUAGUGUUGAAAGUCUGAGUAUAUCAGCUGAAAUUUGUACUCAAGGAAGCAGUUUAUCUCGAACUGUCAGUAAUUUUAGUGACAAUCUAUGUGAUUACAAUGAUCAUUCUUUAGAGCGAUUUUUGAAAAUUCCUCUUAUUGAAAAAGACAGGUUAUAUUCUGAAAAAAAUUAUGGAGUAAAAAAACUUGAUGAGAGCUAUGCUGCCCUAGAGAAUAAGUUCCAAUCACAAUUUGGAAUAGUACCUGAAUCUACCUACAGAAAGAUUAAUCAAGAUCAUUGUUCCAUGAUAGCUAAAGUGAAGAAAUUAUAUAACGCUGAAAGUGACAAGUAAAU